Molecule: messenger RNA, 666 nt
Organism: Didymella exigua CBS 183.55
Lineage: Eukaryota; Fungi; Ascomycota; Dothideomycetes; Pleosporales; Didymellaceae
Exons: 5
Coding region: 1-666 (221 amino acids)
Source: RefSeq, a predicted model, not a curated record
AUGCACCCUUGGUAUAAGUGCUUAGAUACGAUGCCCGGCUUCUUGAGGGCCAUCUUCUGCAUGGCAGGAAAGGGUUGCCAACGAAACAACAGGGCAAAGGUACAGCAGGUAGGCUGCAAAGCAGACGAGGCAGCUGCGAAGUUGCAAGAGGGAGACAUACUUUUAACCGACGUGGCUGGGGAUAGUGCCUGCAAAAUAUGCGUUGAGGAGAAGGCUGAAGCGGCACAAGACCUGUUGCUAUCUACAGGUUGCGGGCAGUCGCCCACAGGCUUUGGUUUCAAGGGUUAUGAGACGCUUGCGGUUGCUGCACUGGCAAAAGCCUUCGCGUCUUACGGCCAGAUGAGCCCCGGGUCUACAGGUCAUGGACAUGGGUCACAUCUCCGCGUAUUCCUGAAGGCUUUGCGCAGCUACACUGUGCCGAUAAGUCUCACUGAUAUGCAACCCGCGAGCAUCAAUUACUUUACGCCACCCCUUCAUAUCAAAGCUGAGAAUAUAAAGCUGUCACCAUAUCCACCCAGGAGUCCAGGAUCGUGCAGCAAUGGGUCCCGGCUGCGAACAGCGGCAAGAUUAAGCUUUUGCUCCACGAAGUGGCCGACGAGAAACUUGAUGCAUUCUGACAAAUGUUUACGUGAGCCUCUGAUCAGCUGGCCCUCUGCGGGUUAUUAA